CUCUCAUUUUUGAAGAUGCAACCAUCUUCAUUCAAGGAAUCAAAUCUUUGUCUCUGGUAUUACCUUCUUUAAGUUCGACACACACACACACACAUAUUGUUUGUUAAGAACUUAUCUAUCCACUUCCCAAGAAAAAUGUCUACGAGAUGUCUAUCUUGUUUCAAAGUCAUACGUUUCAAGAAGAAGCAGAGCAAGAAAGAAGACGAACCCGUGAAAGCAGAGAUAUUGCCAGAGCCACUUGGUGAAAAAGAUAAUAAAGAUGACAAACCUCUGAAAACAGAGAGAUUGCCAGAGCCGGUUGCAAAAAAGAAAAAAGAUGUAAAAUACAGCUCGUGCAAGAAGAUGCCUGAAGAAUGCAUGUUCAAACCCAAACCAGAAUAUGAAGGGGCCUCGCAUGUAAGCACCAACUAUCUUGGACCGCAAGUCAACGGUUUUUAUGAAGAUCAUCACUACGCAGAAACAGAUGUAUCUUCUUCGCCAAUGAAUAAUGAAUUCAACAAAGUGAAGACCUUUGAUAUACGAGGAGUCACAGAAACUGCCGCUAAGUGACUAAGAGAACUUGUACUGCCUCUCUUGAUAAUGUUAUCUUGUCUUGAGCCACUG
Messenger RNA from Capsella rubella, 603 nucleotides. RefSeq lists its product as uncharacterized. Bases 136 to 549 code for a protein of 137 amino acids. NCBI's taxonomy places the organism in Eukaryota, Viridiplantae, Streptophyta, Magnoliopsida, Brassicales, Brassicaceae. The transcript has a single exon. The record is from RefSeq and is a predicted model, not a curated record.